Messenger RNA from Coregonus sp. 'balchen', 307 nucleotides. The record is from the annotation of a GenBank genome assembly. Lineage: Eukaryota; Metazoa; Chordata; Actinopteri; Salmoniformes; Salmonidae.
AUGAAGCCCAUUGUGGUUGAGCUUCCAUCUCCCACCGUGAAGCCCAUCGUGCUGAGCUGGCCCAUCUUCUCCACCAUUGAACCCAAUCGUGGUUGGCUGCCAUCUCUCCACCAAGUAAGCCCAUCGGGCUUGAGCUGCCCAUCUCUCCACCAGUGAAGCCCAUCAUGGUUGAGCUCCCAUCUCUCCCCAGUGAAGCCCAUCGUGGCUGAGCUGCCCAUCUCUCACCAGUGAGCCCUCAUGGUUUGAGCGACCCAUCUCUCCACCAGUGAAGCCCAUUGUGGGACGCUGCCCAUCUCUCCACCAGUGA